Andrographis paniculata is the source of this 960-nucleotide messenger RNA. Its product is annotated as cold-regulated 413 plasma membrane protein 2-like. Gene Ontology annotation, cellular component: membrane. The transcript has 4 exons. The record is from RefSeq and is a predicted model, not a curated record. NCBI's taxonomy places the organism in Eukaryota, Viridiplantae, Streptophyta, Magnoliopsida, Lamiales, Acanthaceae. Bases 177 to 794 code for a protein of 205 amino acids.
AUAAUUAAUUUUAAAUAGAAUAUUGAUGUAAUUUUUAUUAAUACAUACUGAUAGUCUGAUACUGAAGCUGAUGGUAACCCGCCUAUUUCGGUUCGACGGCGGUUCAAAGAACCGGCGGUUCGCAGAGCCGAUUAGGCAGGGCAAGUGCCGGAAGUCUACUAUGAUGUGGGCUACCGAUGAAGGCUGAAUCCGCAGCAGGAUUAUCCACUCAAUCGAUGGCCAGUUCAGAUCUGAAGCAUUUUGGGGAAACGAUGGUGAUAAGUCUGGUCAAUGAUGCUUCUGCGAUUGCGAAGCUAGGUGAACAUGGAGUUGCGACCUCGUUACUCAGAUGGGUUGCUGCGCUUGCCGCAAUAUAUUUGUUGAUCCUCGACAGGACAAAUUGGAGAACCAACAUAUACACAACCCUUUUAAUUCCUUACCUUUUCUUUACUCUCCCAUCUUUACUAUUCAACUAUUUCAGGGGAGAAGUUGGCAAGUGGUUUGCUCUCAUUGCUGUUGUGCUGCGCCUGUUCUUCCCCCGGCAUUUUCCAGAUUGGUUGGAAUUACCGGGAUCAUUGAUCCUGCUGCUCGUGGUGGCUCCCGACUUGCUUGCUUACUCAAUAAGGGGCAAUGUAGUCGGCGUGCUGUUAUGCCUGGUGAUAGGAUGUUAUUUGCUGCACGAGCACGUUCAGGCGUCGGGCGGGCUGAGGAAUUCCUUUACAAAGAAGAAGGGCAUCUGGAACUCCAUUGGAAUACUGAUGUUGUUCAUCUAUCCUGUAUGGGCAGUAGUUGUUUACCUUGAUCGACAUUAUUAGGCAGAUCUUUCAGAAUCCCAUGGUGUUGUGCUUGUCAAGAUGUUCUUUUUAUGUAUAUGAGAGCCGGCUUGCUUUCUUCAAAGUAAAAAGUUCCAUAUUAGAGUUUAUAUGUCACCACAGCUCUAACUUUAAAGUAGAUUUCCCAUCUAAUAUUGUUAAAAAAAUU